AUGCCUCUGAAGAAGGCCAAGAAGAGCGAAGCCACACCUUCCAAUGCCGCACGUGAAGUCGCUGCUGCGCCGCAAUCAGCACGUCGCGCGCUGCGCGGUAGAAGGGGUGGCCUGAAAGACAUGCCCAACAUGCCUCUCGACAUUGUUCUUGAGAUAAUCAGCCAUUUGAACCCUCGGGAUCUACUGAACUUGGCAAGGACGAGCAAGGCUUUCCGGGCAUUGCUCAUGACCCGCACGUCUGCUCAUCUGUGGAAGGCAGCCAGGAAGAAUGUGGAUGGUCUACCAGACUGUCCUCCUUAUUUGAGCGAGCCUGAAUACGCGAAUCUCGCGUUUUCCCCACAUUGCCAUAGUUGUUUGAAAAGCAACAUUCAGAAUGUCAUUUGGGAGUUCAAUGUACGAUAUUGCAACGAUUGUAAGAAGGAGAACACUGUUGAAAGCCCGUAUGGCCUUCCAACGGGCUUAAUGAGUAAAAUUACCAGCAGUGUGAACGUGCUGAAUCACAUUUCCGGGCGCCGCUACUUAUAUCUGUUCCACGUCCCUCAAAUUGAUGCGUUUGUGAAGUCCUGGAGGGCUGUUGCUAGUGACGAAGGAGAGAAGAAGCUCAUCAAAGAACAGGCUGAGCGCGUAAAUCAAAUCAAAGAGUACUCUAGGUUGUGUAAUGAAUGGACCAAAUUGAGGGUCAAAUCCCGAGCAUCGGAACUGGAUGAUGUGCGGCGUGCUCGUUUGGAAUCGAUUGUCUCCAGACUGCGAGACCUGGGUUGGGGAGAAGAGCUCGACUUUCUUGAGCCGAAACAAUAUUCUCCGUUGUCCAACCAUGCUCAUGCUCGGCAGGCCAAACCACUUACAGAUCGCGGGUGGCAGAAGAUUUGCGAUGAGAUGGUCUCCUACAUGGAGAAACUGAAAACUCAGCGACUUGCCGAGGAGCACAGAGAAAGACUGCAUUCUCGUCUCGCACUCCUUUCAGAUCUGAUCGACAAUUACUAUGCAGGAAUCCCGAGGACGCCUGCAUCCGAGUAUUUGCCGCAUCUCGUCGACUUUGCCAUGAUGUCGGAAUUCCGUGCACUUGUCGAUGCUCUUGACUCGGUCAACAUUACCCCAGAUGACUUCCUCGCGCUGCGACCUCAGAUUCCGAACUUAGUCGAGAAAUGGCAGAACAAUGCCAAGGCAGAGUUGACGCUGCUGUUGGCUGAAGAACUAGGCCUCACAGACAUUCCCGAUGAUACGAACAUCUUUGAUCUUGCCGUAGCGUGGUUCCAAUGCACCAAGUGCCGCAAAGUCUUACGCUAUCCUAAUAUCAUUGCUCACGGCUGCAUGCGUCAGUACUAUCACGGCUUCUACCAUCCGGAUGCAGCACACGAAUACCAGGCGCUGGUCUACGGGGAGGCACGCACUGCUGCGUGGUCGACCGCUUCAAUCUCUUGCUCCCGUCCGGUUCAGCGGGCAUAUAUGCUCGUCAAAGCGUGCGGCAAAGACCCUAGCUCGACCACCGCGAGGGCAAUGGACGAACUUGAUGCGAGGUUUUGGUGGAAGAAUCCUAGCGCGCUUCCGUCCAGAAGCGUUGUCAGUUGGCGUCUGGCGAUGAAGCCCAAGUGGACGAGAAAGCACGUCGGAGGAGUCUCUGAACGCCAGUGGGAGGUCGUAAACGGAAAUGUAGCAGAAAAGGUCAAGGUCGUCGAAGCCAAAAGUCAAAUCACUCGCCGGUUCAAACACGAGCUACGCCGCCACUGGUGCUGCUCACUCUGCACCGAGAUCGGUGGGCGUAAAUGUUCGCUCCCGCAAGUGAAGGAGCACGUUCGAAAUCUCCACUCGAUCGAUGACCCGACUGUGGAGAAUGGAAGAAUCUAUCUGCAUCCAGAUAGCAAGCCCUUGCUGCCGAAGUCAAUCAUGGCCCUUAAAUCGACCGGUAACUCUGAGUAUGAGCUGUCUCGGGAAGCAAUGAACCUCCUGCGUGAAGGGCGAGCAUGCCUGUGUGAUUAUGACUGA
Messenger RNA from Sparassis crispa, 1983 nucleotides. RefSeq lists its product as hypothetical. Gene Ontology annotation, molecular function: protein binding. Lineage: Eukaryota; Fungi; Basidiomycota; Agaricomycetes; Polyporales; Sparassidaceae. The record is from RefSeq and is a predicted model, not a curated record. The transcript has 10 exons. The coding region runs from base 1 to 1983 and encodes 660 amino acids.